Molecule: messenger RNA, 4547 nt
Organism: Leptopilina boulardi
Lineage: Eukaryota; Metazoa; Arthropoda; Insecta; Hymenoptera; Figitidae
Gene: Sox15
Product: putative transcription factor SOX-15
Exons: 9
Coding region: 454-2535 (693 amino acids)
Biological process (GO): regulation of DNA-templated transcription; anatomical structure morphogenesis; cell differentiation
Molecular function (GO): DNA-binding transcription factor activity, RNA polymerase II-specific; RNA polymerase II cis-regulatory region sequence-specific DNA binding
Source: RefSeq, a predicted model, not a curated record
UCCGCCCACUAGUGUUUGAACGUACUACCACUGCUUCUAAUCUUCCGGAUUCGAUUAUUAUUAUUAUUAUUAUUGUUGUUUUGCUUUUGUGAAACUGACACGCGAACUCCUGGUGAUGUUGGUGUUGAGUGACCUGGCUUGACGGAACUUGCCACCUCUGGAUUCGUGACUGACUUAGCGGUGACGGUCAUUUGAGAUGACUUCUGUCGUUCCCGAUAAACGGAAACAAUGAGGAGCUUAUGUGAACUGAUGAAUUUGACUUCGUGGUGUUUGAGGAUGUUAUUGGAGUGAUUUAUGUGGGGGUGACAAUUUUCUAAUUUCGUGAAUAGUGUGCGUGUAAUAAAAAAAAAAAAAGAAAUAAAUAAAAAGAAAAAAAACAAAAGUGGUUCAGGGAGUGCCUCACGAUUGAAAUGGAUGGUGUACCAAAGAAGGAGAGAGAAGCAGUGCUAAUAUAUGGAUGCCCAUGGAUGGAAUUUGGCCGAAAUGUGCCAGCGUUAUCAUCACGCUGUACCGGGAGGAGCGGCGGCUCAAAAUUCCCCAGCUAGGGACCCUAUUCAGGGCCUCACCACUGCCUCCCAUCUCAAUCAGCCCAGCCCUUCUUAUUCACAUUAUACAAUGUUGGAUAAUUAUGAACGGGGAGAAGUAACACCACCACCGGUCAGUAGUUACGGAAGUACACCAGGACUUUUGGCACUUCAUUCCUCUCUAUAUGCAACACCAACGUCCCGUUCAUUUGACAUCGAUUCUAAUAUCGAUGGUAGCGAAGGAUCAAUGCCGAUCGACACUCAGAUUAUACCGAUUCCAGGCAUGCUGAGCGGUCCAGGACAACAGCGAUUGGACGAUAUGUCGUGGUUAGCGUCCGGCACGUCACUGGACUAUCAGCAAGGAAUUUCAUCAAUUCCAGCUGGUGUCAAAAUGUGCCAUCCUGGCAGUUCCGCUCAAAGGAGUUUGAAAGAACAACGUAUACGACGACCAAUGAAUGCUUUCAUGGUCUGGGCAAAGGUCGAGCGCAAAAAAUUGGCCGACGAGAAUCCCGAUCUUCACAAUGCCGAUCUCAGCAAAAUGCUUGGAAAGAAAUGGCGAGGACUGACGCCACAAGACAGAAGGCCCUAUGUGGAGGAGGCUGAGAGGUUGAGGGUGAUUCACAUGCAGGAGCAUCCAAACUACAAGUACAGACCGCGUCGGAGGAAACACGCAAAAAGGGCCCCUGGUGCCCCCUCUUCACCUCCGUCGGCGACAAACGCCCCUGGCAGUAGGAGCAAUCCUAACACCGCCGCCAUUCAUCAUUCCAUGUCAAAAAUGGAAAGUUAUCAAGGAAUGUCCCAAAUGGCUUGGGGUGGACAUUCACCGAUUUCUUCCCUCUAUCAUCCACAACAGCAACAGAGUUUAUCUGAAUUUAAAUCUGAGAAUAAUUCCAUUUAUGGAAGUCCUUACACGCCGAUUAUUCACACACCGGAUAUCACUCCUGUUGCAAGUCCUGAGCCUGAUGGAGAUGGACAUAUUUCAACGUCUCAAAAUCAGGAUCAGGAUCGUGAUAUGAUGGAAGGUACGUCGAAGCAACACAGUGAAAUUGCCGAACAAACGAAACGUUAUUCAUUUAUGAAUGAGAGUCAAAUGCAUCCCUCACACAGUGGAGUAAGCAUAUCAUCUUGUCCCAGUGCUGGAAGCUACACAGAUACACUGACAUAUAAAAAGGUGAGUUAUUUAAAUUUCGAGAGGCAAAGUUCAAGCAUAGCAGCCGUGGGAAUUGCAAAUGGGAUGAUGGUCUCCUGCAACAAAUUGAGAUCGGGAUUUGAAAAUGUUGGAUCGGUCACGGGGACUUUUUAUCCGCCCGUUGCUUCACCCCACGAUCAGUCUCUUCACUAUAGUAACGCUCCACCAUCAAAAUCCAAUUAUUCGAUGCAAUCUGGAGUUGAUAGCGGUUACAAUACAAUUCAGUGUAACAGGCCACCAAAUUUAAGUCUUCGUGUCAAUGAGGGAUGUUCUGCAGGCGUUUCACACAGAUAUCAACUUCAACAUCAUCAAGAUUAUCAGGAGAGUGGAUCGGCCCAACAACAACAACAGCAAGUCCCAAUGUCUCAUAUGGAAUCGAAUCUUCAUGACGACGGUGAGGAGCAAAGUUUACAAUUGGAAAAAUAUUUCAAAUACACACAACCAUCAACAGUUGGUCAUUCAAGUCUCACAACACAAAAUCUUCUCGACAGUAAUCAUAAUUAUGCGAGUGAUUUGCGUUAUUAUUCACCGCAACAGUCACAACAUCUUGAUUUAUCGAGUUCACAGUGUAUUAUUGAUGAACCAAAUAAAGACAAUCAAUGUUCAACUGUUUCUGACAUCACUCACAUGGAACAAUCAUAUCAUCAAGGCGUUGAUGUCACCAAGUAUCAAGAACAUCCACAGGCUCAUCAUCAGCAUCAACAACAUCCGCAGCAGCAGCAACAGCAACAACAAGUUCAAAAUAUGGAACAUGUCCCAAAAUCUGAUGAUGAUUUCAGUGUGAUUCUUGCGGAUGUACGAAAAACUUGUUACAGUAGUUAGUGAUUUUUUUACAUUUUUUUUAUUGGUAUAAAUCCUCCACAAACCAUAAAAUACGAUAAUCCCUUUUUUAUUUCGGAUUUUUUUGUUAAAAAUUUUAUUUUUUGCCAAUUGUUUUUUGAAUUUUUUUUUUUUUUUGAAAAUUCAGUUUGUAGUUAUUUUCUUUGAAAGAAUUUAUAUUUGACUAUUUAGUUUCUUGGUUUUAUCGACUGCUGAUAAAGAAGUAAUAUUCACUAUCAACUGUCGAUAUGGAAAUAUUAGAUUUUUAUUUUAAUAUUUUCUAUGUUAGUAAAUUUUAUUCUUUGACAAUGAAGAUUUUGCGACUAAACACUAAAAUUGCUGAAGAAUUUUUUUUACUUAUUUUACUUUAAUUGCAGUUGUUUUAUUCAAUCAAUUUAUAAAAUCGGACAAUGCAGUUUCUACUUUACCGACUGUUGAUAAAAUAGAAAUUCGUUAUCAACUGUCGAUUAAGUUAAUAAUUCGGUAAUAUUGAUGUUUUAGUAGGAGAAAGUAUAUUCGAUAUUAGUUUUUUACAUAACCGACUGCUGAUAAAGAAGGAAUCCUUAUUAUCAACUGUAGAUUCAGUUAACAAUAACACUGAUCCCCAAAAACCAAUUAAAAACUUAUUUUUUACCUUUGUUAAAAUGUUUUUGUUCAAAAGAUUGUAAAUCAGAAUUUUUUAGUAUUUUAGAAUUUAGCAACAAUAGGCUAUUAUUCAUUUUUACACAUGAGAAAGUAUUUUAGAUAUUAAAUUUUUCUACUUUACCUACUGUUGAUAAAGAAGAAAUCUUGAUUAUCGACGACUGAUUAAUUUACCUACAGUCGAUAAAGAAAUCUUGAUUACCGAUUAAUUUACCGACAGUUGAUAGAGAAAAAAACUUGAUUAUCGACGACCAAUUAAUUUACCGACUGUUGAUAAAGAAAAAAUCUUGAUUAUCAACAACCGAUUAAGUGAAAAAAUCAAUGUCGGUUUUACUACUUGUAACGUUUUUUAAUUUCUUUUUUCUUUUAUUAUAUUAAAAAUGGAGAAAACUUUGUUCUUACAUUGUCAAAAAGUAAAAUUUCAUGGAAAAAUUAUAUUUGCAAUAAUAUAAGCAAAAAAAAUUGAUUUUUUUUAUUCUGUUUAUCAAUCUUUUAAAGUUUUGAUUAAAAAUUUUAUUAUUUGAAAAUUUUGUAUAGUAUAUUUUAAUAGUUUUAGACAUUGAACGUCGUUUAUUUAGUGUAAAAAAAUAGAAAAAAAAUAUAGUACGAUUAAGUGCGGCAAGAAAGCCUUAAUUUUUUUUUUUAUGUUUCUUCCAAUUUAUUCCUACACACAUUAGAAUAAUGCGUUUAGGUCCAUCCAGCAGGCAUAUGUAGUUAAUAAUAAUUCAAAUGAUCUCGAUCGAUGGACUGACCUGCACAUUAUCUGCUCUUCGAUUAUUGAGCAGCGAAUCUCUAAAUCCAACAUUCUUGUUUGUUUUUUUUUUUACUAUUGUACAUAAUAUUAUUUAUACUUUAAAAAGUGAUACAAUUUAUAAUAAUUACAAUAUUACAAAAAAAAUAAUAAUGCAUAGAACUAAAUUAUUAGUUUAUUAUAAACAUUGUUUAAUAUAAUUGAAAAAGAAACAAAUGUUUUUCAAAAUUGUGAAUAAAUGAUUUAUUAUACAAAAAAAUAUGUUGAUAUAAUAAUUUCGAUAUUACCAUCGAAUAGUAUACAAAUAAUAGUAAUGGAAAAAAAAUUGUAUAAAAAAAUUUAUUAUAUUUUUUUUUAAGUAUGAUGAAAUAUAAAAUAAAUAAAAAUUUCAGCAAAAAAAAAAAUACGACUGAUUUUAUUGGGAUGAAGUUUUUUUUUUUGAGGACUUAGGUUGGAGAUAAAGGAAAAAAAACAAGUACAUUCACGUAUUUUUAUUAAAUACUUAUAAAAAAAUAUGUGUAUAUAUAAGUUACAUUGUAUGUAAAGCAUAAAUUAUAUUUUAUUACUACAGUACGAACUUGGAGUGACAAUAAAUAUGAGGGACUGACUCUCAUGUCUAGUA